Messenger RNA from Microcebus murinus (gray mouse lemur), 1301 nucleotides. It is a transcript of the gene NME6, whose product is annotated as NME/NM23 nucleoside diphosphate kinase 6. Gene Ontology annotation, cellular component: mitochondrion. Gene Ontology annotation, molecular function: nucleoside diphosphate kinase activity. Gene Ontology annotation, biological process: CTP biosynthetic process; GTP biosynthetic process; UTP biosynthetic process. NCBI's taxonomy places the organism in Eukaryota, Metazoa, Chordata, Mammalia, Primates, Cheirogaleidae. The record is from RefSeq and is a predicted model, not a curated record.
CAGAGAGACAGGAGCCGUCGGAAGGCCGGCCCUGGUGCAGCAAGGGGCCGCACCUCCGGCCGGGGCCAAGCGUACUGCCCGCGUAGUCACGCCCCCACACACCGCCCAUUCCACUGUCGGCCUCGCCCACGGCCUCGCGGCCGCUACGAAGCCGUGCGAGGGCCCCAGGAGGGCUGCCCGCCAGAACGCCUGAAGGACCCCGCCAGCGCCGCGCGGCUAACCUGCGCCGUGUGCGGUGGCUAGCGCCGUGGCGGGCCAGAACCGAGAGAGCCACGACUCAAGCUGCGUUAGGAAAGGAACCACGUCCUCUCUAAAGGCCGCGUGUCCCCUAGAGGGCCCCUAGCAGCCUGCCCUUGGAAUGGCUGGAUCAGCUGCUUCAAAUGCAAAAUGGUUAUGAACAGUCCCUGACCUUGGAGAUGCAUGUCUACAGAUCUUGCCACUGAGGACAGCUGAGUGUCUUAACAGAAGUGAGAUGACCUCAAUCUUGCGAAGCCCUCAGGCUCUCCAGCUCACUCUAGCCCUGAUCAAGCCUGAUGCAGUCGCUCACCCAGUGAUUCUGGAGGCUGUUCAUCAGCAGAUUCUGAGCAACAAGUUCCUUAUUGUACGAAUGAGAGAACUACUGUGGAGAAAAGAAGACUGCCAGAGGUUUUACCAAGAGCAUGAAGGGCGUUUUUUCUAUCAGCGGCUGGUAGAGUUCAUGGCCAGUGGGCCAAUCCGAGCCUACAUCCUCGCCCACAAGGAUGCCAUCCAGCUCUGGAGGACACUAAUGGGACCUACCAGAGUGUUUCGAGCACGCCACAUGGCCCCAGAUUCAAUUCGUGGGAGUUUCGGCCUUACUGACACUCGCAACACCACCCAUGGCUCAGACUCUGUAGUUUCAGCCAGCAGAGAGAUUGCAGCCUUCUUCCCUGACUUCAGUGAACAGCGCUGGUAUGAGGAGGAGGAGCCCCAGCUGCGCUGUGGCCCUGUGUGCUACAGUCCAGAGGGAGGCGUCCAUCGUGCAGCUGGGUCAGGAGACCCAGGAUCAGCCUGAUGCAGGCCUGCCAGUCUGUGAAGACCAGUGGCAAUGCCCAGACUUUUUUCAUAGACCUCUGGUCCAAAGCCUUCUCCUAGGACCAGAGAAUCCUCAGGUGCCAUCUCUGCUGGGUACCACCACCUGCCAGAGGGCCUAGCUCUUCACUACACAUCCUCCAGAACCUAGCUUUCUAUCUACCUCUUCGGAAUGCUGAUGGUGAUUCAGAAAAGUGAUCACUCCUCUUUUUGGUGAGAACCAUUCAUCCUUCUUCAAGGAGAAGCUUGCC